Molecule: messenger RNA, 2976 nt
Organism: Salvia hispanica
Lineage: Eukaryota; Viridiplantae; Streptophyta; Magnoliopsida; Lamiales; Lamiaceae
Product: putative E3 ubiquitin-protein ligase RHG1A
Molecular function (GO): ubiquitin protein ligase activity
Source: RefSeq, a predicted model, not a curated record
AUGCCUAUUUGAUUGACUUUUGGUAGGUGUGGUUGAGGGAAUUGAAUGAGAUUUGUUACUUUUCAUUUUUGUGUAUUGGUUUGAAAUGUGAGAGAGGGUAUGAAUGUGGUGGCAUUAUGUGUAUGCUAGUGAGGUGUUUUGAGUAAGUUAAAGAAUACUGUCCUCAUUAAUCACCCCACCCUUUCUCUAAUAUUUCAUACCUCACCACCCACCAAUUUCAUUUCCAUCAUCUUUCUCUCUUUCUCCCACCCCAUUUUUCAAGACUCUGUUUUCUCUCUCUAAAUUUUCCUUGCUGUCUGGGAUGGGUUUCGCAUCUCUCUGAUUUAGGCUUCUCUCAAAGGGGGAAAGCAGAGGUCUUGACUUUGGAUCUAUUGCUGUAUCUGCUGCUCUUUGGCCUGAUUUCCUGAAGAACAGUCUUGCUAUUUUUUCUACAUUAAUUUGUUUUGUUCAUAAUUAUUGGAAUAAAAUUCGGCUUAGCCGUAAUGCAAGGGCCAAGUAGCUCCGUCAGUACUUUACCUGAGAAUAUAGGAUUUGAUCAUGGCUCUGGGUCGGGUGACGCCACCAUAGAGUCCCAUUCCCAACUUCCGUGGACUAGUAUGCAGGCCACCGUGCAAAACCGGCUACCAGAUUACAGAAUGCUGCCAAGUGAGGCCAAUAAUCAGUACUUGCAACAUGUGAGGCAUGAGGGGCCGAAUGUGGAGUGGAGUGUAGGUGAAACUAGUUCCAGUUCAUCACAGCGCCUAGGCGAUCAAAAUGAGAGGAAAAUGGAGAAUAGUUGGACCUUUGGCUUGAGAACCAACCUCGCCUUAGAAGAGAGGCAAUACGAAGACUCUGAUGUUCGUUCAUUGGAUAACAUCAAUGUGAACUCACAAGGAAGUCAGGGUGCACACACUGGCUUUGGUUUGCGCACUUCUAGCUCCAGCGCCCUUCCUCAGGAUCUUAAUAUGAUCUCGGGAUUUGUUGAUUCAGAUGAUGAUGAUGACAACGAUGAUGAUUGCCAGGUAGUCGAGCGUCCCGGCUCCUACAUAUCUAUUGGACUGUCUAAUGAACAGAUGCAAGCUCCCCGCACCUCCUCUGAUCCGUUUUCCAUGCCUCCAAGGCGCGGUGGCUAUGUGAUGGACGAGAGGGAAGACAGGCCGGGUCUUUCAAUCGAUGGCCGACAUAUGUCAUGCAAGCGAAAAGCUCUUGAAGUGCAAACAGGACAGUCUUCGGGAGUAGGGAGCUCAAGUUUUCAACAUGAUGAAAGAAACCAAUUGCAUACCAUGCCAACCACUCAUGUUGCUGUCAGCAACUCUAGUGUACCGGCUUCAACACACAAUGAUGCCAUCGUUAAUAAUGGUUCGGAGCCAGCAAAUCCGAGGCUCAGGCUUGGUGCAGCAGCAGCAGCUCGUUCUGCGAUGCCUUUCUCGCUGACCUCUUCAGGGAAUGCAGAAAGUUCCCGUAGAAAUUUCCGUUUGCGAAUGAAUGGCCUACACCAACAGGAUACAUUUCCCAACAACUCUCUUUUGACCGAGACUGAUGUUGGAAAUGUAGGCCUUUCAUCUUCUAGGCACUCUUCUAGAUUACUCCGAAACCAUCUAUUUGAUAUGGCCCCGUCUAACUCAGUGGAAAAUGCAAACCUAAACAGCCGGCCUGUUCUGUCUGAUCCUCUUGUGCGCCGUAAUAAUCAUCCUAGGUGGCAAUCGAGAACUAGCAGGUGGGCUGCUGCUAUUGCUGCAGCAUCAGCAGCUUCCGAAGACAGGAGGAUGCCUUUCGGAGAGCCUUCUUCAAGGCAUAUUCCACAAAACAUUUCCGAGCAUCCUAUGUUCGUUCCAGCAAGUGAGAUGGGAAACUCAUCUCAGAAUCCUACGAACUGGAACUUUUCUGGCGGGAGCAACAGUGUGGCUGGAAAUUCCGCAUCUAGUUCUCGGGCCGGGUCCAGCACCGGCCUCAAUGCUGCUGCUACAAGUUGGUCCCAUCGGAGCCAUCCCCAAUAUCCUCAGAGAUUAUCAGAGAUUGUGAGGAGAUCUCUGUUGUCGAGUGCAGGAGCCGAGGCUGCAGGUCAGAGCAGCAAUCAUGCUGCAAGAUCGGGACUACCUCAGGAGAUGGUACUUCCAUCGGGAUCUGAAAGUCAUGGUCAUCGUGGGCUAAGCUCGAGAUCAGCAUAUCUGGAGAGGCACGUCGAUGGUGCUUUUGGGGUACCGCAUUCGCUGAGGGCUUUGGCUGCUGCAGGUGAAGGAAGAGGCGGUGUAAUGUCCGAGAUUCGCCACGUCCUGGACCUCAUGAGGAGAGGGGAAGGCUUGAGAUUUGAGGAUGUGAUGAUCCUCGAUCACUCGGUCCUUUUUGGGAUGGCCGACACCCAUGAUCGGCACCGGGAUAUGCGACUAGAUGUUGAUAACAUGUCGUACGAGGAACUAUUGGCCCUAGAGGAGCGCAUCGGAAAUGUGUGCACCGGGCUGAGUGAAGAAACCGUGACGAGCCGUUUGAAACGACGGAAAUACCUAGGUGGUAAAGCCAAGAAUGCGGCUGAGAUGGAGCCUUGCAGUAUAUGUCGGGAGGAGUAUAACAAAGGUGAAGAUCUCGGAGCGUUGGAAUGCGGGCAUAAUUUCCAUGCCGACUGCAUCAAGGAAUGGCUGAUGCAUAAGAACUUGUGCCCCAUUUGUAAAACGACGGGGCUGACCACCUGAGACACGGGCACCAGCAGUUCUUGGCUCGUCUUUCUAACGGAGAGUUGUGUUGGCAACGUGAGUCCUUAAAGGCAUCGUUGCUAAGAAGUUCACCGUCUUCCCUUUCGUAUUUUCGCCUCCGGCAGCCCUAAAUUAUCUUUGCUCUUCUGUGGAAGAUACAGUGAUUCUUGAAAAGAAAAUGAAAUUAGAGAACCUUGUUCAAUUUAGUCAGCAAUUGACAGGAUUUUUGAAUAUUCAACUAUUUACAUUCAUCUACCUUGUUACAUUUGACAAUAGUUUUAUGAUAUUUUAUUGGCUUUUAUUUGCUUUA